This is a messenger RNA of Vitrella brassicaformis, 2440 nucleotides long. The record is from the annotation of a GenBank genome assembly. NCBI's taxonomy places the organism in Eukaryota, Vitrellaceae.
UCACUCCAUAUCAGCCACUUUCGGGUGUUUGAACCAGUUCCCUGUUGCAAGAGAAUGGACCAAACAUAUUGCCUGUUGGACCAUGGAUUGUUUCCCUCACUCACCUGCCGCCUCACGGAACGUGCACACCUUGGGCCUGUCACCUUUCGCCAUCUCAAUGGUGUCCUUUGCUUCGCCGCACUGGUUUCCAAAAGCCUUUGGGUGCUUGGUACUCAGCUGCACGCAAUCCUUCCGGUCAGGCAGGUUCGGAUAGUCCUCUCUGGGAGCGUCACAUUCGGAUGUGGGGUUCUCCUUUGUCGGUGUCCUCUCGCAAAUGACUCGGCCAGCCGUGACAAGCUGGUUGAACAGCUUGGGGGUGCAGCAGAUGGGCUUGGGGGUGAAUGAUCUCGUCUCCAGUUGCGUUAUGACAGAUUCAUGGAGAGCUGCAUUAGACAGGCCACAGCACAGUACAUGCUUUGUUCUUCACAUAUUACGACGUCAGCGCCUACCAAGAUUGGUGUCUCUUCGCCAGGCACACCGCACUGCAGGCCUCCAGCUGUCCUCCACCUUAUUGUAAAGGCCUGAACCGGCACGAUGGAUGUCGUACGUAUGUGCAUUCGUCGGCUCGUGUUUGCUUUUCGCCGACCUGAGAUGUGUUUCAGCACCGUGUACAUAUCCCAUCUGUCAAAGUGAUGCACGUCGGCGUAGUCGGUCUUGGAUCGCAGCCGCAGUCCACCCACGUGCACGGCUGAGUUCAAAAGCCAUUCGAAUGAGACCUCAUCGAAUCUGGUGAGGCAAAACACAUGUGCAAAAACAUUGGUGCGGGCUGAUUGAUCUCUCUUCUCUGAGUGCGCACUCAUGGUCGCAAUUGAACCAAACGUUAUGAACAUCUGAGACAUCGCAUAAGCACCCAGAGACACAAAACAGAAAACGGAAUAUUCCUAACACUCACGCAUCCUCGUCCUUCUCACAUCCAGCGAAGUCGUUUGAGACCUCUUUCCCAGGGAAACCUAUGCAAGCCGGGAAGGAGAUAGGGAUGAUUUCUCUUUGGCCUUUUACCAGGCAGGGACUCAUUCAGUGCCAAGGCGUGGUAGAUGCUUUUGAUGUUGGACGAAUAGUUUCUCGGCAAAUUGACAUAUCGACCCAUCCAGUCCGCCUUCAUGCCUUUGGGCGUGUGCUCCGCCAAGAUUGCCUCAAAGAGGCCAACGAAUUGGACUUGCACCUGGGUCUCGUAAGGUUUUACCGGUUGCAACACAUAUGAUGGCGUGGAAAAGUCCAUUCCUUACCGGUUCGUAGCAAUCCCGUUCCUUGUCUUUGUGAAAGCCCCGUUUGAGGACCUUUUCGACGUUCUCCCAGUCCUUGGGGCUCGACAAUGAGCAGCCAGCCUUGUAGCCUUCAGAAUAUGGCAGCCCCAGUCGAGCCAGAGCUCCAGCCAGAAUCAAGGCCUGAGCCGCCCCCCUCUGCGAUGCGGACGAGAAUAGAUGGGUGAUAUCAGAGUUCCGCCCUGUCUGCGUGUCUCUGUGCGCUCACUGAUCCACUUACCGACCAGCCGAAGAUGAAGAUUCGGUCCUUCUUUGCCAAGAAGCGAUAGACAGUGCUCAGCCACUUGAUUUGAAGAGUUAUUCAUCCCACAUCAAACGAUGCGAGAAAGAGAGAGAGAGAGAGAGAUCAUGGAUGGACCGAGGGCACUUGGAAGCAUUUUUGCACCUUGUAUCCACGGAUGACGCCUUCAGAGACUUCAUGCCCUGUCAUCGCACUGAGCGGCGCGACGUUCGUGGGACCAAUGCCCACCUUAGUGCUGGUGCCGAUCCCUGCAGCCGGACCGAUACGUACCAUUGGAGCCUGUCUACUGAAGAGCGAGACAAGCACCGUGAAAGUAGAUCUUCCGAUGACUCCAUGGCUGAGCGAUGGCGGCUGCAAUACCUUCCCUGUCGGCUAGAACGCCCAGCUCAUUCCACCACUUGGACAGUCGAGGCAGGUGAGCAUCGGACCUAAGCAGUCCACCAGCCCACACCCACACCCACACUCAAACACGCAGAGGCAGGCCAUCGAGGUCUUUUUGUGCCUACUGUCUCAACUCGCCAAUGCCUUCGGUCCGUCGGAAAAUGUCGGCCAAGUAGGACAGCCACAGCUUAUUACCAUCCGGCGCCACGAUGCGAGAGCUGCAUUCAGCGCCACACACAGUGCAAUGCCAUGCACCACAGACAAGGCAGCACAUAUUUUGCGUGUCUGUGUCACCCCGUUCCGUCGAAGAAGACCGACAGCUGCCUUUCGGGCGACUGGCUUGCAGAGCUUGCCGACUCAGACGUGUCAUGGGUGUCGUUGAGCACUGCAGACGUCACGAACAGCGGCAGAAGGCAAGCGAGAAACGCUCCCACAGAAUAACACGGCAACAGCGUUCUGAAGUUCCGGUGGUUCGCACGGGAGGGGAUGGGCCCCCAGUCUUGGUAUGUAAAUUCAU